UUGGAGAUCUUAUAUUCUUAUUAUUAUUAUUUCAAUACAUACCUUAAACUCACUAACUAAAUAACCCUUCUUCCAUUCUGCCUUCUGCUUCUGGAAUUUUUCCAAUGGGAGUUGCAGCUGCAGACUCUGAGUUUCAUGUUUUAGCUGUUGAUGAUAGUAUUAUAGAUAGGAAGCUUAUUGAGAGGCUACUCAAGACCUCUUCAUAUCAAGUUACUACUGUUGAUUCUGGGAGUAAGGCUCUGGAAUUUCUAACGACUAACCCAAACAAUCAUCAGGAAGUGGAAGUGAAUCUUGUAAUUACAGACUAUUGUAUGCCUGGGAUGACAGGCUAUGAUUUGCUCAAGAAGAUCAAGGAAUCCUCAUUGCUAAGAAAUAUUCCAGUAGUUAUAAUGUCAUCUGAGAAUGUUCCUUCAAGAAUCAGCAGAUGCCUAGAAGAGGGAGCAGAAGAAUUCUUUUUGAAGCCAGUCCAACUAUCAGAUUUGAAUAAGCUUAGACCUCAUAUAUUGAAAACCAAGAUUAAACACCAAAAACAACAAGUACAAGGAGAAGCAAAACAAGAAGAAGAAGAAGAAGAAGAAAAAUCAGAGUUUGAAUCACCAACACAACAAGAACAACAGCAGCGACAACCACAGCAACCCGACAACAAUAAGAGAAAGGCGGCCAUGGAAGAGGAGCUUUCAACCGACAGAACAACUAGACCCAGAUACAAUGACAUCGCCACUGUAGUCUAACAGUUUCUGCAAAAGUAUAUAUAUUUUUAUUUUUUUUUGAAAUGUGGAUAGUGUGAUCCAGAUCAUCAAUUUUCUUUGUUAGAUUUAUAAUGGUGGUUAAAUACAGGGCGAACAGAAAUUUAGAGAUAGAUUUGUUUAACGCAUAGUCGGUCAGUCAGUUACCACAGGUAUUAAUUUCGUUCCAAUUUUGUUUUAAUUAUUAAAACUGGAAACAAAAAUGUAUUUAACAAAAUAGAGUGAGUUGUUUUUGUCAAUGGUGAAGAUUAUAUCAUAAUUUGUAGUUGGAAAUGUGGGUCAAGCACGAGGACAUUGUUGGCAGUAGUCGUAGAUGAUGAUGAUGACUAUGAUUGAUUUUCUGAUCAAA
Messenger RNA from Pistacia vera, 1095 nucleotides. Its product is annotated as two-component response regulator ARR8-like. The transcript is spliced from 4 exons. Gene Ontology annotation, biological process: phosphorelay signal transduction system; cytokinin-activated signaling pathway. The record is from RefSeq and is a predicted model, not a curated record. NCBI's taxonomy places the organism in Eukaryota, Viridiplantae, Streptophyta, Magnoliopsida, Sapindales, Anacardiaceae. Bases 105 to 731 code for a protein of 208 amino acids.